Messenger RNA from Lichtheimia ornata, 1572 nucleotides. RefSeq lists its product as uncharacterized. The transcript is spliced from 7 exons. Lineage: Eukaryota; Fungi; Mucoromycota; Mucoromycetes; Mucorales; Lichtheimiaceae. The record is from RefSeq and is a predicted model, not a curated record. Bases 1 to 1572 code for a protein of 523 amino acids.
AUGGCAGACGUACGGGUACCGGUCUCUUACUAUGAGAACUUUUUGGAGUCACUUGCACGCAUCGUAUCCAAGCUCUUGACGGACCGGGAAACGGAAGCCGUAUUGUCGUCGAUCCGCUCAUUCCAGGACAAGCUGCAUCGCAUGAGCAGUCAGAACCUCUUGAGACUUCAAAUGGAAGCGAGUGAAGAUAGCCAAGGAGGAAAGGCGUCCCCUCACCAGUGCAAGCAUGAAGGCAAGACCUGUAGUCAGAAUUGUACGCGAGGAUUCCUCAAGGCGUUUGCUGUUGGUUUCGGUGUCAAGUACUUGAUUGCCAUCUUGCCAGCUCUUUUAAUGGGCAAAGUAUUCAAGCGACCAAGCAUAUUAUGGCGAGCAGCUGAUCGUGAUACAGCGAGGUUUGCCUUGUUCCUGAGCACAUUCCUUGGAAGCUACAAAGGGAUCAAUUGUUUAUUACGACGCCAUGGUUCAUUGUCAGAACGUGUCAACUCAUUUAUCGCUGGUGCAAUUGCUGGAAUGGCGCUCAUGAUCGAUCGAGACAAACGACGACGACAAUCCAUCAUGCUAUAUCUCUUGACACGCAGUAUUCAAUUUACGGGUGCUUGGCUUAUGAAGCAAUGGGCGAUUCACCGCCAUGAGAAGAAGAAGGAUCAUGAUACACCACCACCACCACCACAAGCAAAAGGAUGGGAUGAUCAUAUCGCUGGAUUCAUGCAACGAUGGGCUGGUGUGGGAGUGAUGAUGCUUGCAAGUUCAGAGCUCAUGUAUGCUUUGUUAUUCCAUCAAGAUACGAUGCCCAAGUCUUACUAUUCAUUCCUUCUCACUCAUGCUGGUUGGCGUUCCUAUGUUGGAAAAAUGGCUGCCCCACUUUCAGUAUCCAUCGGUGAGACGAUCAACGGCUUUGCCAGUGAUCCCAAAAUGUCCAUUCGCAUGCCUCCAAAUACAACGAGCCGUGAAUUUAUUGCAACCCAUGUCAGCCCUUCCAUUGCAUCUGUCAUCCCACCAGGCAUUCGACAUCAUUACAUCAUGUGUGCUUUACAGCAUCCUCUCGAAGCUAGCUGCACUCACGACAAGAUCAAUCUCUUCCGAGGGGAAUUUGCACGUGCUUUCAAGUUGUAUUUCCCAUUGAAUGUGAUUAUGACAGCUGUGUUCAGAUCGGGUCAAAUUGUAACACAACCCUCUGUGGUAUUGCGAAAAUUUCUUCGAUCAUGUUUGCAGUCGACCAUUUUCCUGGCAAUGUAUGUAACCAUGGGGUUGGCUUCACCAUGUGCGAUGCGCCCUAUACUUGGAAAGGAACGACCAUGGAUGUACCUUGUACCAGGUGCUGUGGGAGGUGCAAUGACUUUUAUAGAAGCUCCUGGACGACAACUCGAGCUCGGCAUGUAUUGUCUUCCACGUGCAUUGGAGUCUUGGUGGAACAUUCUCGUCAAGAGCGGCUAUGCAAGGAAUUUGCCGUUUGGCGAUGUCGCUCUAUUUAUGUUGGCUACGGGUACCCUGAUGACCAUGUAUCAAAACGACAAGGACACUAUCUCCCCUCACUAUCUCAGUGUAAUGACUCGUUUCUUUGGCAACAAUUAA